Messenger RNA from Xyrauchen texanus (razorback sucker), 2700 nucleotides. Its product is annotated as cytochrome P450 27C1. Gene Ontology annotation, biological process: cellular response to peptide hormone stimulus; cholesterol metabolic process; cortisol metabolic process. The transcript has 9 exons. Lineage: Eukaryota; Metazoa; Chordata; Actinopteri; Cypriniformes; Catostomidae. The coding region runs from base 112 to 1722 and encodes 536 amino acids. Gene Ontology annotation, molecular function: oxidoreductase activity, acting on paired donors, with incorporation or reduction of molecular oxygen; monooxygenase activity; iron ion binding. Gene Ontology annotation, cellular component: mitochondrial inner membrane. The record is from RefSeq and is a predicted model, not a curated record.
AAAGCCGCUGCGCUCCACACAUCCAGCACACAUUCGCUUCUGUCUUCUAGCGGUGUCUCACCUCAGCUACAAUAAACGCGUAACUCGUUGUCGCCUCGUUACACUUUAGAGAUGGCACUUCAGAGCACUAUUCUUCACUUGGGCCGCAUGAGUCUGCUCCAGAAGACUUGCAAGCAGUUUUUCCUGCAAGCCCACGGGCUGCACAAGUCCGUGGCGAGCGGCUCUCUGGAGAUCGCGGCACACAGUCCGGAGGAUGUCAAGGAGGAGAACAUGGAGGAGACGCAGAAGGUGGAGAGAGUAAAGACCCUCCAAGAGAUGCCCGGACCCAGUACUAUCACCAACCUCAUGGAGUUCUUCUACCGGGAUGGCUUCAGCCGCAUCCAUGAGAUCCAGAUGGAGCACUCCCAGAAGUAUGGCAAGAUCUUCAAGUCUCGAUUUGGACCUCAGCUGGUGGUGUCUAUCGCUGACAGAGACAUGGUGGCUCAGGUUCUUAGGGCUGAAGGUGCGGCUCCUCAGAGAGGCAACAUGGAGUCUUGGAAGGAGUACAGAGACUUGAGGGGGAGAUCCACUGGACUCAUUUCAGCCGAGGGUGACGAGUGGUUGAAGAUGCGCAGUGUUCUUCGUCAGCUCAUCAUGCGCCCAAGAGAUGUGACCGUUUUCUCCCCAGAUGUUAACGCUGUGGUGGCUGACCUGGUGGACAGAGUCAUGACACUUCGAAGCCAACAUACAGAUGGCCGUACUGUCCUCAACAUCAAUGACCUGUUCUUCAAAUAUGCCAUGGAAGGUGUCGCAACCAUUUUGUACGAGACCCGCCUGGGCUGCUUGGAAGACAAAAUUCCCAAGAUGAGUCAGGAGUACAUUGCUGCACUGCACCUCAUGUUCAGCUCUUUUAAGACCACCAUGUAUGCUGGUGCCAUUCCCAAAUGGCUACGUCCUAUCAUUCCCAAACCCUGGGAAGAAUUCUGCAGCUCAUGGGAUGGCCUCUUUAAAUUCAGCCAGAUCCAUGUGGACAAGAGGCUUUCAGAGAUCAAAAAGAAUAUGGAGAAGGGUGAAGCGAUUAAAGGAGGGUUGUUGACUCACAUGCUCGUCACCAGAGAGAUGAAUUUGGAGGAGAUCUACGCAAACAUGACAGAAAUGCUCCUGGCUGGGGUGGACACGACCUCUUUCACACUGUCAUGGAGCACGUACCUUCUGGCAAGACAUCCCAUGGUACAGCAGGAUAUCUUUGAGGAAGUGGACCGUGUGCUGGGUGGGCGGGUCCCAACUGGAGAGGAUGUUGCUAAUUUACCCCUGAUUAGAGGGCUUGUCAAAGAGACCCUCAGGCUUUUCCCUGUUCUCCCUGGAAACGGCCGUGUUACACAGGAUGAUUUGAUCAUUGGAGGUUAUUUCAUUCCUAAAGGGACUCAACUGGCUCUGUGUCAUUACUCAACCUCCAUGGAGGAGGAGAACUUCCCCCGCGCUGAUGAUUUCCGUCCGGACCGCUGGAUCCGCAAGGAUGCCUCUGACCGCGUCGAUAACUUUGGCUCCAUCCCGUUUGGCUACGGUAUCCGCAGCUGCAUCGGGAGAAGAAUAGCCGAAUUGGAGAUGCAUCUGGCUCUUACACAGCUCCUUCAGAAGUUCUGCAUCGAGGUGUCUCCCCAGACCACUGAUGUGCGUGCUAAAACUCAUGGCCUCCUCUGUCCGGGAGCAAACAUCAACCUGAGAUUUGUGGACAGAAUGUAGACUGCCAUUACACUCUGUAAAUACAGGAUAAACCUUAGUCCACCUUGUGCUUUUAGAAGUCCAGAGACGGUUCGUUUCAUUAUGUACUAUAGUGCCUUUUGCUUUGUGUCUUUUUAAAAUAGUUUUAAAUAGACUUUUUUUUUUAUUUUGUAUUAAUUAUUGCUGCUUUGUAAGAAUGUACAUAUCCAAACAGAAGACCAAAUGUUUUGAAAAAUGUAAAAAAAAAAUUUUUUUAUUACAAAUCAAUAGCGAUUAUUUUUAGAAUUGUGUUUGAAAUUGCUAAUCUUUUUUAAAAAUGUUUUAUUCAAAUUCAUUUAAAUUUCUCUUACUUUGAAAUAUGAAUUCACGUGAAAUAUGGUCAAGGAGACUUUGUAUAUAGAGGUUUUACUGUUGCAUUAGCUUUAGUGAUAAGCUCAUUAUUUAUUUAACAUGGUUACUUAUCCCUAAUCGUACACAUGCAAGUAUGCUCAUAUGCGCUUAAUGACUUCUAGCUUACAAGCAAGACUUUCCUAAGCAAACAUCAAACAUAAGUAAAUCCUAUCACAGCUGCAAAGCUACUUUAGAAAAUUAGGAGUUGUGUUCAUAUCCUGUCCCGUGGACACUAUUGUCAUAAAAUAGUGUGUACAUGAAACACUUAUCAGAAAGACGUCCAUCUUGAUUUCAGAGUGAAUGUGUUUUUCUUAUGAAUAUUAAAUAUCAUGUCACUGUCGUAUAAGAGCAGUGAUUUUGUAAAUGGUUCCUCUGAAGAAAACAUUUAAAUGCCAACUACAAAUGUGUGGCUCUUUGUUAGUGCACUUGCCUGGUAGGCAAAAGAUGGAUAUUGGGACAUGUUGAGAAUGAACUUCUUGAAGGUAAUCUGAAGAUAGUUUUUGGGGGUGUGAAGCCACUCAAAGCAUUGUGUCAAAUUUGAAAGGUUUUGGUAUGUUGACACUGUUGAAUGAGUUACUGAAUUUUGUAAGAGAACGAAUAAAUGAAUGA